AUGGCCCUGGUCGACGCAGACUACAAGUUUCUCUGGAUUGAUGUCGGCUCUGAUGGUUCCAGCAACGAUGCCAGUAUCUACAAUGGGUCAGAAUUGAAGGAAGGCCUGGAGAGUCCGAACAACAUAUUCAAUCUCCCUGAAGAGAAGUCUUUACCUGGUGAUGACUUUCCUGUCCCAUACUACAUAGUAGGGGACAAUGCUUUUGGGAUCAACAAGAGCCUGAUGAACCCGUUUUCCAUCAGAAACAUGGAGCAUCAUGAGAGAAUAUUUAACUACAGACUCUCCAGAGCCAGGCGUGUAGUGUUGAAUGCCUUUGGUAUUCUGCCACACAAGUUCCGAAUUUUGCUGAGGACCAUGAACCAGAGGCCAGAGGCAUGCAGAAAAAAUCAUAACAACUUGUGUGAUCCUUCACAAUCUCAUCAGACUGAGAUAUCCAGCCACCCACAACAACCUGAUGGACUUGGAGGACCAGAACCAGAAUGUCAUCCCAGGGGCAUGGAGAAAUGA
This is a messenger RNA of Gigantopelta aegis, 507 nucleotides long. RefSeq lists its product as uncharacterized. The record is from RefSeq and is a predicted model, not a curated record. NCBI's taxonomy places the organism in Eukaryota, Metazoa, Mollusca, Gastropoda, Neomphalida, Peltospiridae. Bases 1 to 507 code for a protein of 168 amino acids. The transcript has a single exon.